This is a messenger RNA of Cimex lectularius (bed bug), 1860 nucleotides long. RefSeq names its product fatty acyl-CoA hydrolase precursor, medium chain-like. NCBI's taxonomy places the organism in Eukaryota, Metazoa, Arthropoda, Insecta, Hemiptera, Cimicidae. Bases 16 to 1803 code for a protein of 595 amino acids. The transcript is spliced from 9 exons. The record is from RefSeq and is a predicted model, not a curated record.
UCGCAUUAUUUUUACAUGGAGCGGAUGUUAAUGUAUUCUAGUGAAAUAUAUGAAAUAUCCAAGUGGCCAGUCCCUCUGGUUUACGAUGAUUUAUUCUCAAAUUGGAAAAAAUUUGCAGUGUCGUCAAGGUCAGUAGAUAAAACCUUUGGAGGGGAGAAGUGGCUAGCCGGGCCGACCGAACGGAGCCAGUGCCGGCCUGAAAACAUGCUUGUUCUGUUGCUAAUGCUCAGCUGCGCGUCUGGCCACCUCCUCGACACGCGGUUGGGCCUGCUGAACGGACGCGAGACGCGGUCGAGGGACGGCAGGAAGUACACCGCCUUCACUGGCGUGCCCUAUGCCAAGCCUCCCACCGGCGGGCUUAGACUUAAGAAUCCGGAGCCGGUGGAACCUUGGGGCGUGAGGAAUGCGACCGACCCUUCGCCUUUGUGCCCCCAGACUGAUGGGUUCUUCAAUUUUCCAGGCGUGGAGCCUAAAGUUAUCGGCCAGGAGGACUGCCUCUACCUCAACGUCUACACGCCAGAGACUGCACGUAAAUUUCCCGUUCUGGUUCAUAUUCACGGCGGUGCUUUCCGGAUGGGCAACCCAGGCCCGAGAGACAUGGCAGACUAUUUUAUGGACGAGGACGUCGUACUCGUGACUAUCAACUACCGACUAGGCGUUCUCGGAUUUUUAAGCACGGAGGACGGCGAAGUAACGGGCAACUUCGGCCUCAAGGACCAGUCGAUGGCCAUUAGGUGGGUUAGCGAGAACAUCGCCGCUUUCGGAGGCGACCCGUCGAAGAUCACCGUGUUUGGCGAGAGUGCCGGCGGUGCCAGCGCCCACUACCAACUCUACUCCGAGUUGACCGAAGACCUGGUCAAAGGUGCUAUCUCCCAGAGUGGUGCCGUGAACCGCGUCUGGUCCCUCGCCGAGCACGGCCUCGCCAGGUCCAGGGCGUACCUGCUGGCCGAAAAGGCCGGAUGCCGCGGAGCCCAGGUGGCCGAAUGCCUUCGCAAAGUCGACUUCGAAAAGCUCGUCCUCCUCGGUGACAACCUCUUCACCUACUGGGACAUGGACGACACCUGCCCUUAUCGUCCAGUUGUCGAGGCAGCCCUGCCGGGGGCUUUCCUAACCCGCGACCCCUCACAAACGAAACUCGUCAAGCCCUGGCUCACUGGCUUCACGUCUGGAGAAGGGCAACUGAAAACCAUAGUUCUCACUUGGAAGCCUGCCUCCGUCUGGGAGGAGUUUCUGAAAAGAAUGGACGAGAUUAUUCCCUUGAAUUUGAACAUGGAUCCGGACAGAACGUCGACAAAGGAAGCCUUGAAGAAAAUCAAGUCCAGGUACUUCUCAAAGGAAGACACCAAGGAUUUAAUGGAUGGUUAUGAGCAGUAUUUUGCAGACGUUGUUUUCAUCUACCCGGCCGUCAAGUCAGCAAGAGAGCACAAAGGGCCGGUGUAUUUGUACCAGUUGGAACACAGGUGUGAGGGCACAGUGCUAGAUAUGAUCGCUAAAUUCAACAACACAAGGCCGAACCACGUCGACGAGAUAUUCCUACUUUUCAACAUGAAGACAAAGCAAGGGCUUAAAGGGACCGAUGUAGACUACACGCUGUCGAAAGCUACUGUCAAACUUUGGGUCAAUUUUGCCAGCGAACAGAACCCAACACCCCCGGGAUAUGGAGUCGUAUGGCCUCGCUACGACACAACAGGGAAGUAUCUGAGGAUAAAGGAAGGCUUUCCUGUUGGCGACGACCCCUGGGAUGACACCAUGGCCUUCUGGGACGAUGUACUGAAUUCGCACAGUGCCAAAGAAGAACUGUAGACGCCAUAAAUGUAAACGAACAAAUAAGUUCAAAUAUAUUUUACCUUAGAAAAUUUA